Messenger RNA from Cricetulus griseus (Chinese hamster), 2252 nucleotides. NCBI's taxonomy places the organism in Eukaryota, Metazoa, Chordata, Mammalia, Rodentia, Cricetidae. The record is from RefSeq and is a predicted model, not a curated record.
CUUAGCCGGCGCUCAAGCGGUCGCGUGCGAGGAGGCGGCGGCAUGGCGGGUCGGCGGGGGAAUGUGAAUGUGGGCGGACGGGGCCACAUCGACAGCGGCAAGACAGCGCGGGCGCGCGCGCUGAGCACUACGGCCUCCACUGCCGCCUUCGACAAGCAGCCGCAGAGCCGCGAGCGCGGCAUAACACUCGACCUGGGUUUUUCCUGUUUCGUCGUGCCGUUGCCGGGGGCUGAGCCCGGGACCGGCGACACUCAGCUGCAGGUCACGCUGGUCGACUGCCCCGGGCACGCCUCCCUCAUCCGGACCAUCAUUGGCGGUGCCCAGAUCAUUGAUCUAAUGAUGCUCGUGAUUGAUGUGACCAAGGGAAUGCAGACACAGUCCGCUGAGUGCCUUGUGAUUGGCCAGAUCGCCUGCCAGAAGCUGGUUGUGGUGCUGAACAAGAUAGACCUGUUAGCAGAAGGGAAGAGGCAGGCAGCAAUCGACAAAAUGACCAAGAAAAUGCAGAAGACCCUUGAGAACACCAAAUUCCGGGGUGCACCAAUUAUUCCCGUGGCAGCCAAGCCUGGGGGACCAGAGGCCCCUGAAACGGAAGCUCCACAGGGCAUCUCAGAACUCAUUGAGCUCCUGAAGUCCCAGAUUUCCAUCCCAGCAAGAGACCCCUCGGGACCGUUCCUUAUGUCUGUGGACCACUGCUUCUCCAUCAAGGGUCAGGGCACUGUGAUGACUGGAACCAUCCUCUCAGGCACUAUCAGCCUCGGGGACAGUGUGGAGAUCCCUGCCCUCAAGGUGGUGAAAAAAGUAAAGUCCAUGCAGAUGUUCCACACACCCGUCACCUCUGCCACACAAGGAGAUCGACUGGGCAUCUGUGUCACCCAGUUUGACCCCAAGCUGUUGGAACGUGGGCUGGUAUGUGCACCUGAGUCUCUGCACACCAUUCAUGCAGCCCUCAUCUCUGUGGAAAAGAUCCCUUACUUCCGGGGCCUCCUGCAGACUAAGGCCAAGUUCCAUAUCACCGUGGGCCACGAGACAGUCAUGGGCCGCAUGCUGUUCUUCAGCCCUGCUCCUGACAACUUUGACCUGGAGCCCACACUUGAUUCUUUCGACCUCUCCCGGGAAUACCUCUUCCAAGAGCAGUACCUCUGCAAGGACUCCAUGCCCACAGCCACAGAAGGUGGUGAUGAGGUGGACAGAAAAGCGGAUGACACUCCAGGAGGCCAGUGCCCCCGGCAACAGUGGGCCCUGGUAGAGUUUGAGAAGCCAGUCACCUGCCCCCAACUAUGCUUGGUGAUUGGUUCCAGACUGGAUGCCGACAUUCAUACCAACACAUGCCGGCUGGCCUUCCAUGGUGUCUUGCUACAAGGAUUGGAAGACAAGAACUACACAGAGAGCUUCCUACCAGCACUGAGGGUGUACAAGCUGAAGCACAAGCAUGGUCUUGUGGAGCGGGUAAUGGAUGACUACAGCGUGAUUGGACGCUCCCUGUUCAAAAAGGAGACCAACAUCCAGCUCUUUGUGGGGCUUAAGGUGCAGCUGUCUACAGGGGAGCAGGGCAUCAUCGACAGUGCCUUCGGCCAGAGUGGCAAGUUCAAAAUCCACAUCCCUGCUGUGGCCUGUGUCUUGGUGACACCUGAACCCAGUACACUGGUUUUACCUCCUUUCCAUGAGAAGUCUGGUACAGAAGACUUCAGAGCUAGCUUCUUAGGUGGCCUCAGCCCUGAGUCUAAGAAGAUCCUAACACCUACACUCAAGAAGCGGAACCGAGCCGGCCGCGGGGAGACCACCAAGCAAGAGGAGGGCACUGAGCGGCCAGAGCCCAUGCAGCCUGUGACACUCAGCCUGUCUUUCAAGCGCUAUGUCUUUGACACCCAGAAGCGCAUGGUACAGACUCCCUAAGUGAACCAGACCCCCAGGGUCUCCUGCCCAGCUGCCAGCCAGACUACAGUGCCAGAUGCCCCCCGAUGUGCCUCAGCCACCCUAGUCCUGCAGGCAGCCCCAGCCCACUGCCAUCCCCACUGAUGUUGAGCCUCACUGAGAAAACCUGGGGAAAGUGAAGAGCAGUGCCAGAAAGUCCUGCCACUCCAUCCUGGCACCACCUAGGAUAGCAACUAAGCCCGGCUAGGAAAGGGCCUUGGCAGAGCCAGAAACCGGGGCCUCACAGGCUUCCCCAGUUAGGGUGUCUGUAGCCACUAUCAGCCCUAUCCCAAGUAGCUGGCACCCUGCAACUGGAAAUAAACAUCCCAUAUGUGACCUAG